UCUAUCGCAAUUGCCAAUCAGCUGUUAUUAGAAUGCAUUAGAUUGAAGGUAACAGUCAGUCAGUUUAGGCUACAGGUAACAAAACAAAAAACUGAAUUGAAAUGACAAGUCAAUCUCGCAAAUAGGCCAUUUAUAACGGUUUGUGGUCUUAACGUCUGGCACAUAAUAACGGCGCAGUUGCCAGAAAAUAGACUAACAUUCAUUUUUGGCAAUUUAAUAAGGGCGAAUUAUCUCUUCUCUUGCGAUAUAUUCAAAUUCCUCUAUUAGUCACAUUAGCUCGCAAUAGUUAUUAUUUUUGAUGGAAACCCGAAUUUUGCUUCUUAUGUCGUUAGAAGUUAAAUCGAGAUUCCUUCUUAAUUCUCUCGAUAACGUUAUGGAACUCUUCUCUAGCAGCGAAAAAAAAUUGGGCUAGUUUUGUGGGCGGGUUUUGAGUAGUCAUUGGGCUAUACAUUUUUCUCGACCUGGAAACCCUGCCCAAUCUCCCUGCCCGUGUCCCGCAACAGUCAGGGGGAACGACAGUCUUUUGAUGUGACAGAAGAAAGCAGCAACUCCUCCCGCAGAAGUACAGGAAAACGGCUUUGUAUGAAGAAGCGCAACUUUACGCACAGGCAGACAGUGGAUUGAACGAAACCCACAGUAGUAGUCUACAACCCACACAGACAGAAGCCAGUGGGGCUCUGAAGAAUAAGAAAAUGAAUCGGAGCUUAAGUAAAUCGCAGUCUUCUUUGCAGUAUUGUGCGACAGUGGAAGUGAAAAGCAAAUAUGGAGCAGAGUUCAGAAGGUUUUCCCUUAACCGCUCCAACCCUGGGGAGUUCCAAGAUUUCUACAAGCUCCUCCUGCGCCUGCACCAUCUAACCAGCAUUGAUGUCAUGAUUGGCUAUGCAGAUAUCCAGGGAGAGCUACUACCCAUCAAUAACGAUGACAACUUCUGCAAGGCCGUGUCCACUGCUCCCACCUUACUGCGGAUCUUCAUACAGAGACAAGAGGAAGUGGACUACAACAACUUCUGCCCCAAUGCCACUGUGACACGCCGGAGGAAGGUGCCAGUGAUCCCUCUCCCACGCGGCAACAUGAACCGCAAAAGGCCAACGGUCCACAUCAGCAGGCCGCAGGACUUCCGUCCCAUCUCGUCCAUUAUUGACACGGACUUCCUGCCCGCAUCUCAGCGCCGGGUACGCCUGUACCGCCAGGGCUCAGAGAAGCCCCUGGGGUUCUAUAUCCGGGAUGGGACCACUGUGAAGGUGACUCCCCACGGCCUGGAGAAGGUCCCUGGGAUCUUCAUCUCACGGCUGGUCCCUGGAGGCCUGGCUGAGAGCACAGGGCUGCUGGCCAUCAACGACCAGGUGCUUGAGGUGAAUGGGAUCGAGGUGAUGGGCAAAGUGUUAGACCAGGUGACAGACAUGAUGAUCGCAAACAGUCACAAUCUUAUCAUCACGGUGAAGCCGGUGAACCAGCGUAAUAACAUAGUGCGUACCGGCAGCUGGAUGUCGGGGAUAAACUCAGGCAGUGUCAGCUCUUUAGACUACCAGAGUUACCACAGCAUGCCCAUCUGUCAGAGUCACCACAGCAUGCCCAUCUGUGUGGGAGCCUACAGCUUCACUGAUGACGAGCUGCAGAGCGACGAGGACUUGGACAUUGUGAUUGAGAGAAGACUCAGAAACUCAUCCCAUCGCUCCAGUGCCUCCACCUCCACAGCCUCCCGUUCCCAGGCUUGGUCCCAGCCCCAGCAGAGUCCUAGGCCUUCUCCCAGACCAUCCUCCCGGCGCCCUCCCCGUCGGCCUUACUCUGUCAUCUCCUCAACCUCCUAUCACUCACAGCCCAGCCUCACUAACCUGAACCUCAGACUGAACAGAGACCUGACCCUGCAGCAGCACUACGGCAGCAGCCCAGUCAUCAGGGAGAUGAACGGAGGUGUGUUUAACCACAGCAGCCUGCUCACCCUGAGGACAGAGCUACGACGUAGCCUGGUGCUACAGAGGGGAGGGGUGGAGGAGGACGGAAUGGUCAUCACCUUAUGAUUCUAUAGUAAUAUUCUAGAACACUGCAAACCACAUGAGGCCGCUGAAGGGAGGACGGCUCAUAAAAAUGGCCAGAAUUAAGUGAAUAAAAUGGUAUUUGAUACCAUUCCACUCGUUCCGCUCCAGCCAUUACCACGAUCCCAUCCUCCCUAACCUUUGUUAUACCUUUUCUAUACUUGAGACAUUUCUUAUUGUCUGUGUCCCAAAUCUAAUCAAAUCAAAUUUUAUUUGUCACAUACACGUGUUUAGCAGAUGUUA
Coregonus clupeaformis (lake whitefish) is the source of this 2276-nucleotide messenger RNA. Its product is annotated as partitioning defective 6 homolog gamma-like. The coding region runs from base 693 to 2018 and encodes 441 amino acids. The transcript has 3 exons. Lineage: Eukaryota; Metazoa; Chordata; Actinopteri; Salmoniformes; Salmonidae. Gene Ontology annotation, cellular component: nucleus; apical plasma membrane; cell cortex. The record is from RefSeq and is a predicted model, not a curated record. Gene Ontology annotation, molecular function: protein kinase C binding. Gene Ontology annotation, biological process: establishment or maintenance of cell polarity; regulation of cellular localization; centrosome cycle.